AUGGGAGAUACGCCUGACCAGGAGAUGUUGGACGUGAAGUCGGCCGGUGACGGUGAGCUGCAGGUCGGGCCGGGGGUUCCAGCAAGUAGAUGUAGCCCAGCGAUUGGCAACCUGGGAAUCUGUGAUGCUGCAGCAAAUCAGGAAGCACCAGUGAAGGACGUCGAAAUGGCGGAGGAUCAACCUCCAGCUGGACUGUCGUACACCAUUGACGAUCAAAGGUCGUCGUUCACUGAAUUCAUAAAGGAUCUACGUGUCAUCCUCGCUGAUCACCAAGACCGUGAGGAUAUCUGUGAUCGCCACGUGGACCCAAAUAUCUCGAGUAGCCGAAAACACCCACUGCUCCCGAAGCCGCGUGCUGAACAACCGGUGAGGUGGAUUCGCAUCAAGCUACAGCUGCAAGUGGUGGAGGGCGAGGAAUCGUCGUCAUCGGCUACCCUACUCAUGAGGGAUGACAACGUGGAUGUGAUCGGCUUCAUCAACCAGUCUGGAGUCUGUUACGAUUUUGCCGACCCAAAGAGAAGCGCCCGUCGGAUCCUCCCACAAGAAUACAAGCCAAGCCCCCUGGGUUUGCCCACGGAAACCCCUUGUACCAAAGCUGAGGCGCUGCAGCGUCGCCCCACCCUCGCGCCAUGCCGUGACCAGCAAUCGUCGGAGGAGGCCCCUGUGGAGGUGGAUACGGUGGAUAAGGUGCGAGGUGGUGGAUACGACAUCAUCGAUGGCGGGACCUCGAGGAGACGGGUUCGAACUCCGCCAUUGUAUACACGCAAGUUAAACGCCAAGUGA
Miscanthus lutarioriparius is the source of this 783-nucleotide messenger RNA. The record is from the annotation of a GenBank genome assembly. NCBI's taxonomy places the organism in Eukaryota, Viridiplantae, Streptophyta, Magnoliopsida, Poales, Poaceae.